Messenger RNA from Sungouiella intermedia, 3702 nucleotides. NCBI's taxonomy places the organism in Eukaryota, Fungi, Ascomycota, Pichiomycetes, Serinales, Metschnikowiaceae. The record is from the annotation of a GenBank genome assembly.
AUGGGCCGGCUUAUAGGACUCGAACUCCACAAUUUCAAGUCAUACCGAGGUACAGCCAAGCUUGGAUUCGGCGAUUCGGCUUUCACUUCUAUAAUUGGACCUAACGGUGCCGGUAAGUCCAACAUGAUGGACGCGAUCUCGUUCGUGUUAGGCGUCCAGUCCUCUCAAUUGCGAUCACAGAACUUGAAGGAUUUGAUAUAUAGAGGCCGUCUUGCCUCGGGGGAGAGUGACUCUUCCGCAAAGGAUCCUACCUCUGCUCAUGUUUUGGCCAUGUACGAGAAGGAUAAUGGAGAAGUGAUGAAUCUCAAGAGAAUAAUUACUUCUGCGGGAACUUCUGAGUAUAAAAUCAACGACAGAGCUGUUACGGCACUCCAAUACACCAUGGCGUUGAAAAAGGAAAGCAUUCUUGUCAAGGCCAGGAACUUUUUAGUAUUCCAAGGUGAUAUAGAGAAUAUCGCAUCUCAAUCGGCCAGAGACUUGGCCACGUCCAUAGAAACCAUAAGUGGCUCAGCAGAGUAUGUGUCUGAAUAUAAUGAGCUUUUGGAAGAGCAGGAGAAAGCACAUGAGAUGUCGGCGAAAGUCUUUUCGCGUAAAAGAAACUUGAAUUUCGAGUCGAAACAAUAUAAGGAACAGAUGAAGGAACGAGAGUUGUUUGAAUUGAAAUUAAACCAGAAGAACGACUUGGGCAAGACAUUGCAUUUGUUUCGAAUUUUUCACAACGAGAAACGCCAUUUCCAGCUCUUAGGAGAUGCAAGAAGAAUCUCCAACGAAAUUACAUCGGCCAAACAAAAACUCUCACAAUAUGAAAUAGAAUACACGGCCUUGACAGCCGAUCUCGCCGAGAAGACUUUAGAGGCAAAGAAAAUCGAUACCUCGAUUGCGGAUUUGCGUUCAAAGUCUGAAAGGUCUAAGCGUUCUCUCAUUCCAAUCAUUGCAAAGCAGAGAACCUACGAAAAUAAGAUCGCCUUGACAGAGAAGAAAAUCGUUGACUUACAAGCUGAUGUCAAAAACCAGCAACAACAGGAGGAGCAGUUCAGGACGCAGUUAGCUGAAGUUCAACAGAGAAAGGCUGACUUCGAAGAAAAAGUCCGAAUUAUGAACGAGAAGAUUAAACUUUCACCCGAAGACAUCAAGGACUACGAAAUUUUGAGGCAACAGUUUCUUGCUAACUCGGGUUCACAGUAUGAAGAAAAGUUGGCCAUGUUGACGGGAGAUAAGGAUGGGUUCUUGUCAUCAUUACGUAACUUCAAUUCUCAGAAAGAACAUGCUCUUUUGAAAAUUUCCGACUUGGAGGCUGAUGUCACCUUGAAUUUGAACCCUAAACUCGCAGAUGUUAAUUCGAAGCUCGAUGAGGUCGUUCAGCAGAAAGAAACCAAGACUAUCGCGAAGGAAGCACUUUUAGCAAGAAAAGAAGAAGUCAAUUAUAUUGAACUUGAUCUUAAUGCAGACUUAAGAGCAACCUUAAUAAGGCUAGACGAACUUUCUUCAGAGCAAAGCGAAUCGAAAAAGCAUAAGAAGCUUCGCGAGAAUGUCUCUAUGUUGCGGAACCUUCUAAAGGAUGGCUCUAUUAAAGGUAUGAUGUGUGAACUUGUACGUUCCUCUCAACAAAAAUACGAAACGGCUUUGCUGACAGUUCUCGGGCGUAACUACGAUGCUGUCGUUGUUGAAAGUACAGCUGUUGCGUAUAAGUGCAUUGAGAUUUUGAAGGAGCGUCGGGCUGGAACUGUUACGUUCAUUCCGUUGGACUCGGUUGUCAAUGAGCAAGUCAACUUAAACUACUUGAGAACCAUAAGUGAAAGUGCACGUCCCUCCAUUGAUAUUGUCAAGUUUGACGAUCCGUCUAUUGAGAGAGCAGUUCGAUUUGCCGUGGGUGACAGCAUUGUCGUGGAUUCUUUGGAUGUUGCUAGAGAAUUGAAGUGGGGCUCACUGCGCCCGCUAGAUAACAAGUUAGUUGCACUUGAUGGUUCAGUCAUCCAUAAAUCAGGUAUUAUGACAGGUGGUAACCUGAAUGUCAAAUCAACUCGUCGCUGGAGCAAAGAGGAAUGGAAUGAUCUCAAUCUCAAAAAGGAGGAACUCACCAGAAAAUUGGAAAGAACCAAGGCUGACAAACCCAGUGCCAUUGACAUCAACGUUUUGACAGAGGAGAUCAGUGUCCUCAAUGAUGAAAUUCCAUUACAUAAGAGCACUCAAUCUAGCAUUCAGAGACAGAUUGACGAAAGAAACCGGGAGAUAGCAUUUCAUCAGAACACCAUCGCGGAAUUGAACAAGCUAAUCACUGAAAAGAGCGAAAGCGUGGAGGCCAUCGAGAAAGAAAUUGCCCUGCUUGAGGAACUGAUCGAAAUACUACAAAGGAAGGUAUAUUCUGACUUUUGUGCAGCUCACAACUUGGAUAGCAUCAGGGACUACGAAUAUACCCAUGGCUCGGCGAUCAGAGUUCGUGCAAGGGAGAGAGCGGAAUUAAACAAGGCUAUCAGUUUCUGUCAAAAUCAAUUGUUGUUCCACUCGGAGCGAAUCGAAGAAACCCACAACAGAAUACUCAAAUUGCAGGCUGACUUACCCACUUUCAAAGAACAAGCCAUGACCAUUGAAGCGACUAUGAAGAAAAUGAAUGAUGAUAUUCGUGUCCAAGAAACUGACCUUGCUUCCAUCUCUCAAACGAAGGUUAAUCUUGAAACUGGUGUUGAUGUCAAGAUGAAGUUGACAAAGAUUAAGGAGACCGAGAUGAAAGAAAUCGAGACGAAUUUGAAAGGAUUAAGGAAAGAGUUGAUGAACUGCGAGGAACUUGUUUUGAGAGUUGAUUCGGAGCGUUUGAACAUGUUCAAGAAUUGCAAGAUUGAAAACGUGGACUUGCCAUUAGAAGAAGGGUUCCUCGACUCUAUCUCACUUGGAAGCGAACAUGAGGACGUCUCGAAGGCAGCAUAUCUGAUUCAUGUUGACUAUGGGAUGUUGGAUCCAAAGUUCCAGGACCACUACUCUAUUAGAACAGAGGCCGAGAUAAAGGUAGGCAUCGAGAAUGUGGAGAAAGACCUCCAGAAGUUGACUCCCAACGCAAAAGCCAUGGAAAGAUUGCGUGAAGUCGAUCAAAAGUUGAAGGAGUUCGACAGGGAAUUCACCAAAGCCAGGCAAACAGAAAAGAAAACCAUGGACAGAUUCAGCCAGGUGAAGCUGCGCCGUACUGAGCUUUUCAUGCAAGCAUAUAAUCACAUUUCUGGCAAGAUCGAUGGCAUUUACAAGGAACUUACAAAGUCUGCAGCAUCCCCUACUGGAGGAUCAGCAUAUUUGACCUUGGAAGAUGAAGAUGAGCCAUACUUAGCCGGUAUCAAGUACCACGCAAUGCCACCAAUGAAGCGGUUUAGAGACAUGGACUUGUUAUCUGGAGGAGAGAAGACCAUGGCUGCCUUGGCACUCUUGUUCGCCAUUCACUCAUACCAGCCUUCACCCUUCUUUGUUCUUGAUGAGAUUGAUGCAGCAUUAGAUAACAAGAAUGUGACUAAAAUCGCACAUUACAUCAAGAAAUGUGCUGGUCCCGGGUUCCAGUUCAUUCUCAUCUCAUUGAAGAGUAAGCUCUUUGAGCAUUCCGAUGCACUUGUGGGAAUCUACAGAGAACAACGGGAAAAUAGCUCCAAGACUGUCAGUCUCGACUUGAGAAAUUACCCCGAAGAGGCUCAGGAUGUUAGCCAACCUGCUAUUGCUUCUGCAUGA